UCGCUCAGCGAACGGCCAACAGUCAACAGCCAGCAGAGGAGCAGCUAGUAGCCACCAGUACUCAUCGGUUAACCAAGAAGCAGCAAGCUGAUUAAAAACCACAGCAAAACAACGCAAUUUGUGUAAACAGUAAAACUCUUGUGCCAGCCAUAUCUUACAAGCUUACAAAAGCAGCAGCAGCGGAAAGUUUCCAGCAAAGAAGCGUAAAAUCAAUCAAUUUUAAGAUGUCUGCUUCGCCCACCGCCCGUCAGGCCAUCAGCCAGGCUUUGCCCAUGAUGACCAGGAAGAUAGUCAUCUCGGAUCCCAUCCAGAUGCCCGAGGUGUACUCCUCGACGCCCGGAGGAACCCUGUACUCCACAACUCCAGGAGGCACCAAGCUGAUUUACGAGCGUGCCUUCAUGAAGAAUCUCCGCGGUUCGCCCUUGAGCCAGACGCCACCCUCGAAUGUCCCCAGCUGCCUGAUGAGGGGCACGCCCAGGACACCGUUCAGGAAGUGUGUUCCCGUGCCCACGGAGCUGGUUAAGAAGACCAAGUCCUUGAAGAUCGAGGAUCAAGAGCAGUUCCAGCUGGAGCUGUAGUCUGGCCUUGAAGAGCUUUAAAUUCCAAGCAAGCAGCAACUGCCAAAUCAUACUUAGUUCUUAGUAGUUAACCCUAGAAAACCCGAUCUUAUAAGCUUAGAAACCGUUUUUAAUUAAUUUAAAUAUUAGAUACUUAAGUUUUUGAGUUCUUAAGUUCUCAAGUCCUUA
Messenger RNA from Drosophila serrata, 746 nucleotides. It is a transcript of the gene Thor, whose product is annotated as eukaryotic translation initiation factor 4E binding protein thor. Gene Ontology annotation, biological process: negative regulation of translational initiation. Gene Ontology annotation, cellular component: cytoplasm. Gene Ontology annotation, molecular function: eukaryotic initiation factor 4E binding. NCBI's taxonomy places the organism in Eukaryota, Metazoa, Arthropoda, Insecta, Diptera, Drosophilidae. The record is from RefSeq and is a predicted model, not a curated record.